AUGAAGACAUUCAAUAAAGUUGCUGACGUUAUUCAGUGGCGAAAGAAUGAAAUUGGCUGUCGUGAAAAGGUUACAAUUGGUUUCGUACCAACAAUGGGUUGUUUACAUCAAGGUCAUGCCACUUUAAUCAGGAAUUCAAAGAAAGAAAAUGAUUUUACAGUUGUUAGCAUUUUUGUCAAUCCAUCUCAAUUUGCACCUGAUGAAGAUUUAGAUCAAUAUCCAAGGACAAUGGAAAACGAUGUUAAAUUGCUAGAAUCAUUAGGUGUGGAUGCAUUAUUUGCUCCAACUGCGAAAGAACUCUACCCACAAGGGAUUCCAUUGGAUGUAGAAAAGCAACAUGGCCCAUUUGUAACUGUUCUAGGCAUCAGUGAAAUGCUGGAAGGUACAACUAGACCAAACUUUUUUCGUGGUGUCGCCACUGUUGUAAUGAAACUUCUAAAUAUCGUUUCUCCGGAUUUCGCUUACUUUGGACAAAAAGAUAUUCAACAGUUUAAAGUUUUGGACGUCAUGGUAAAUGAAUUAUUCAUGAACACUAAAUUAAUAUUAGUUCCAAUUGUCAGAAAUGCUGACGGUCUUGCAUUGAGUAGCAGAAACAAAUAUUUAUGUGAUGAAACCUUAGAACUUUCGACAAACAUAUUCAAAGGCCUUAAUGACGCAUCUGAGAAAUUGAAGCUAAUCGAUUUGGGAGAAUCAUUGAGUCAUAGUAAGAUUACUUCUACUGUUUUAGAUAUCUGGAAGCCUUUAAUAGAAUCCGGCGAUUUCAAUGUCGACUACUUAUCAUUUGCUAAAUGGGAUACUUUGCAAGAGUUAGAGAACAUUACCUCCGAAGAUGUCAAAGCAAAGAUUGUCAUCAGCUGUGCAGUUUAUGUUACCGAUCGCCAUGACAAGAGUACCGUUGUAAGAUUGAUUGACAAUAUUAUUUGCCAAUAA
Molecule: messenger RNA, 930 nt
Organism: Tetrapisispora phaffii CBS 4417
Lineage: Eukaryota; Fungi; Ascomycota; Saccharomycetes; Saccharomycetales; Saccharomycetaceae
Gene: PAN6
Product: pantoate--beta-alanine ligase PAN6
Exons: 1
Coding region: 1-930 (309 amino acids)
Biological process (GO): pantothenate biosynthetic process
Molecular function (GO): pantoate-beta-alanine ligase activity
Source: RefSeq, a predicted model, not a curated record